AUGGCCAGUGGGGAAGACGAGCCGAGGAACUGUGUGGUGUGCGGGGACCGAGCCACAGGCUACCACUUCCAUGCCCUGACUUGUGAGGGCUGCAAGGGUUUCUUCAGACGAACCGUCACCAGAAGCACUGGUCUCACCUGCCCCUUUGCUGGACGCUGUGAGGUCAACAAGAUCCAGAGACGUCACUGCCCAGCCUGCAGGUUGCAGAAGUGCCUGGAUGCUGGCAUGAAGAAGGACAUGAUCCUGUCGGCAGAGGCCUUGGCGCUGCGGCGAGCAAAGCAGGCCCAGCGGCGCGCGCAGCGAGCACCCAGUCAGCUGAGCGACAAGCAGAAAGAGCUGGUCCGGACUCUCCUGGGGGCCCACACCCGCCACGUGGGCACCAUGUUUCACCAGUUUGUGCAGUUCAGGCCUCCCGCUCAUCUGUUCGUCCGCCACCAGCAUUUGCCCGUCUCGGUCCCCGUACCGCCUCUGCUGACGCACUUCGCAGAGAUCAACACCUUCAUGGUGCAGCAAAUCAUCAAGUUCACCAAGGAUCUGCCCCUCUUCCGGUCCCUGCCCAUGGAGGACCAGAUCUCCCUUCUCAAGGGAGCGGCUGUAGAGAUCUGCCAUAUCGCCCUCAACACCACCUUCUGCCUCCAAACACAAAACUUCCUCUGUGGGCCACUCCACUACGCGAUAGAGGACGGAGCCCAGGCGUCUCCCACAGUGGGCUUCCAGGAACAGUUUUUAGAGCUGCUCUUCCGCUUCCACGGGACCCUGAGACGACUCCAGCUCCAGGAGCCCGAGUAUGUGCUCAUGGCCGCCAUGGCCCUCUUCUCUCCCGGCCCGCGCCCGACCCCACCCCUCCUUCCCCGCCACCCCCACCUCCUUCCAGACAGGCCUGGGGUUACCCGGAGGGAACAGAUUGAUCAUCUGCAAGAGGUGACGGCACUGACCCUGCAGAGCUACAUCGAAGGCCAGCAGCCAAGGCCUGGGAGUCGGUUUCUGUAUGCGAAGCUGCUGGGCCUGUUGGCCGAGCUCCGGAGCAUUAACAACGCCUUUGGCUACCAAAUCCGGCACAUCCGGGGGCUGGCCGCCAUGAUGCCACUGCUCCAGGAGAUCUGCAGCUGA
Molecule: messenger RNA, 1110 nt
Organism: Puma concolor (puma)
Lineage: Eukaryota; Metazoa; Chordata; Mammalia; Carnivora; Felidae
Source: RefSeq, a predicted model, not a curated record